Molecule: messenger RNA, 4168 nt
Organism: Megalopta genalis
Lineage: Eukaryota; Metazoa; Arthropoda; Insecta; Hymenoptera; Halictidae
Gene: Cul3
Product: cullin 3
Biological process (GO): ubiquitin-dependent protein catabolic process
Cellular component (GO): cullin-RING ubiquitin ligase complex
Molecular function (GO): ubiquitin protein ligase binding
Source: RefSeq, a predicted model, not a curated record
AAUGAACCUUUUGCGCAACGGUACUCUAAUCGGAACAGUAUUCGUGAUUAAAGCGCAUCAAAUGUGUCGUUGCGAACGAUACACACAUACAACAAUAUCGUCUAUCGAGGAUUGGGGAAUCGUAUAGGAUGGAAAUUCGAGCUUUCACAAUCUGAAUCGCGCUAUGCCUCGAAAGACGAUGGAUACGUAUCGACGAUCUCGUUAAGGUGCGCGUACAUUUUCCUUCCGUUGUUUGUUUUUCUGUCUCUCGUCACGUCUUCGUUCGAUUUUUUCGUUCUCUCGCUAUAUAAUUGCAACCCUUAAGCUACUUAUCCCCCAUUUUCAUCCGCCGGGUAAAAAAGAGUUGAGCUCUUUACCCUCACAGUUCCUCCACCCUUUCCGUCUCUCUCUCUUCCUCUUUUCCUCUCUCUUCUUCUCUCUCUCGUACUUCCUCGCUCUUUCCCUCUGCUCCCCCUCUCUAUUUGUCUCUUUCUCUGAGUCUAAUUUUCUCCCCUCUCUUUCGGGACGUUGCUGAUUUUUCUUUCUUUUUAUUAAAUGUACACGAUAACAAGACAAUUUUCGAUUCUCUCGCGCAUUGUGAACGUGGAUGAGUAAUCGUGGUUUCACACGGUGGCCGAUCAUCUUCGGCUGGUCUGCCUGGAAAGCGAAGAGAACGUGAAUGGUCCUUACAUUUUACUGGUGUCAAUGUACACACGGUGCAACGUUAUUGUAACAUUGGCCGUCACCGAGCACUUCUAACUGAGAUCCCCGAAGUUCAGACAGAAAAUUCGACAUGAUGAAGGGUAGUGGUAUGCUAAAAAAAGAGAGCAAAAUGCGCAUACGUGCUUUUCCGACUACUAUGGAUGAGAAGUAUGUAGAAAGUAUCUGGGCCUUACUAAAAAAUGCCAUUCAGGAAAUUCAAAAGAAAAACAAUUCUGGUCUUAGUUUUGAAGAACUUUAUCGAAAUGCUUACACUAUGGUCCUCCAUAAAUAUGGAGAACGUUUAUAUACAGGUCUGAAGGAAGUUGUAACAUAUCACCUUGAGAACAAAGUACGAGAAGAUGUACUAAGGUCUCUUCAUAACAAUUUCCUUCAAACAUUAAGCCAAGCUUGGAACGAUCAUCAAACAUCUAUGGUGAUGAUUAGAGAUAUUCUAAUGUAUAUGGAUAGAGUAUACGUGCAGCAAAAUGAUGUAGACAAUGUGUAUAAUUUGGGGCUUAUCAUAUUCAGAGAUCAGGUGGUCAGGUAUGGGUGUGUUAGAGAUCAUUUAAGGGAAACUUUACUAGAUAUGGUAGGAAGAGAAAGAAGGGGAGAAGUAGUAGAUCGCAUUGCAAUAAAAAAUGCCUGUCAAAUGUUAAUGUUACUUGGCAUUAACAGUCGUCAAGUUUAUGAAGAAGAUUUUGAAAGGCCUUUUUUACAACAGAGCGCGGAAUUUUAUAAAAUGGAAUCUCAGAAAUUCUUGGCAGAAAAUAGUGCAUCGGUAUAUAUAAAAAAAGUUGAGGCUAGAAUUUGCGAAGAAUCGGAAAGAGCAAAACAUUAUUUAGACGAAUCUACCGAACCUCGAAUAGUAGAAGUUGUAGAGGAAGAAUUAAUUAAAAUUCAUAUGAAAACUAUUGUAGAGAUGGAAAACAGUGGCGUAGUUCACAUGCUUAAAAACCAAAAAACUGAAGAUUUAGGUUGUAUGUACAAAUUAUUUUCGAGAGUUUCGGCCGGAUUGCGUACGGUAUGCGAUUGCGUCUCACAAUUUCUCAAAGAACAAGGGCGUGCCAUGGUUCAGGAGGAACACGAGUCUACAACAAAUGCAGUAUUGUACAUUCAGAAUUUGUUAGAUCUAAAAGAUCGUUUCGACCACUUCCUUCAUUACUCGUUUAAUAACGAUAAGAAUUACAAGCAAAUGAUUGCCUCUGAUUUCGAAUACUUCCUAAAUUUAAAUACAAAGAGUCCAGAGUAUCUUUCGCUCUUUAUCGACGACAAGCUGAAGAAGGGUGUCAAAGGGAUGACAGAACAAGAAAUAGAGGGUAUUCUGGACAAAACCAUGGUUCUGUUUCGAUUCCUUCAAGAGAAAGACGUAUUUGAACGGUACUAUAAGCAGCACUUAGCUAAACGUCUUCUUUUAAACAAGUCUGUCUCUGAUGACAGUGAGAAGAACAUGAUAUCUAAACUUAAGACUGAAUGUGGAUGUCAGUUCACGUCCAAAUUGGAGGGAAUGUUCAAAGACAUAACAGUCAGUAAUACUAUAAUGGAUGAAUUUAAAGAUCACGUCCUUACAUCUAAUGCAAAGUUGCACGGCGUUGACAUAAGCGUCAGGGUUCUAACAACUGGUUUCUGGCCAACGCAAUCGGCGACUCCAAAAUGCAACAUGCCAUCCGCCCCACGAGACGCCUUCGAUGCCUUCCGUCGUUUCUACCUUGCUAAACAUAGCGGUCGACAGUUAACGUUACAGCCGCAAUUAGGUUCCGCAGAUUUAAAUGCUAUGUUCCAUGGACCACGAAGAGAAGAAAGCAGUUGCGCGGGAUUGGACACACCAUCCUCCUCCAGUUUGAUUGGUAAUGGAAGCGGAAGCGCCAACGGUAGUCUGUUAAGCCAGUACAGCAUUAAUUUUGCGAACACAAGGAAACACAUAAUUCAAGUAUCCACUUAUCAAAUGUGUGUCCUAAUGCUAUUCAACAAAAGGGAGAGAUUAACAUAUGAGGAAAUUCAAGGUGAAACCGAUAUUCCAGAAAGAGACUUGGUUAGAGCAUUGCAAUCUCUCGCUAUGGGUAAAGCUACGCAAAGAGUUUUGCUAAAGCAUCCUCGUACGAAAGAAAUAGAACCUACGCAUUGUUUCUGUGUCAAUGACAGCUUUACCAGUAAAUUGCACAGAGUAAAAAUACAAACGGUGGCAGCAAAAGGAGAAUCAGAGCCAGAAAGAAGAGAGACACGUAACAAAGUCGACGAAGACAGGAAGCAUGAGAUAGAAGCAGCUAUCGUUCGCAUUAUGAAAGACCGGAAGCGCAUGCCCCACAAUAUACUUGUAACAGAAGUAACGGAGCAACUAAGAGGGCGAUUCCUACCUUCGCCAGUAAUUAUUAAAAAACGUAUAGAAGGUUUAAUUGAACGUGAAUAUUUGGCACGCACGCCAGAAGAUAGAAAGGUGUAUACGUACGUUGCUUAAUGCUCGAAUUCAAAUGUUGGAUCUGUACAAACAUGUAAGUAAUUUGUAAUAAUACAUAUUCCUUUCAACGUAUUAUCAAUAUCUUAUUAUAUAAUGCCGAUUAAUUUGUAUUGUUGCAUCAGCAGUUUACAUUAAUUAGAUGAAAUCGUUAUUGCUUUUAUUAUUGUUUCAUGAAUAUAAUUAAGAUUAUCGCGAUCAAGGCAUUCUACAUCAAAAGAACCAUGCAAUUCGGAAUAAUUGUCAAUAUUACAUUCCAUUUUUGCUCGGUAGGAUUUUGUUUGUACCAUAAAUUUCUAUCUUACAUUUUAGGUUUUGGUAAGAUAUCAGGACAUUUUGCUCAAAAAAUAAAAUGUGACGUAUAGUCAACGUUCAUUGUGUAUGCGUACGAAAAUUUAUUGAAAGAAUUCCGUUUGUUUUAAAACCUAAAAUUUAAUAUAGAAAUCCGCGUGAAAGAAGAAAAUUCAAAAUGACACAGGAACGCAAUUCGUGUUAUCGAUUGAUGUGGAUUGCCUCGACAUUUCAAGAAAAUGGUUAGUCAUGUUUCAUAAUUGAACAGUUUGGUGGAAAAGGUUGACGUGUAUUCGAGAGCUCUAGACUUUAUACUCCUAAGCUCGUAAGAGAGACUUACGAAUACGUUUUGUAACAUUGAUAACACCUUCUCCCCAAUUCCACUUCAUUGUAUUGUCGAUCAUAAGCGGUUGAAUUGAAAUAAGACUUGCGGACACACCAGCUAUAUUGAAAUACAUAUUGUAAUUUAAAUUCAAUAGCGUUUAAUUAAUUGAAACUAAACGUUUCUUAAUCAUACGAUUGCUAGACGUGAUUUACACAUCAGUCUUGUUACGAUUAAGGAAUUUUUCUACACUUGUAAAACUGUGAUUGUCUAUUGUCGUAUACAAACUACUCUAGAGAUAUACCAUGAACUUCGUUAAAAUAUUGGUAUUACAUCAUGAUUUUAUUUAUAUCUGUGGUUAUCCAUAAUGUGUGUACAUAUGCAGUGUGAAUGUAUAUCUAAAAAUAUAUUUGCCUCAUUUUCAG